Messenger RNA from Osmia bicornis bicornis, 1902 nucleotides. It is a transcript of the gene Syx17, whose product is annotated as syntaxin-17. Lineage: Eukaryota; Metazoa; Arthropoda; Insecta; Hymenoptera; Megachilidae. Gene Ontology annotation, biological process: vesicle-mediated transport. The transcript is spliced from 5 exons. The coding region runs from base 272 to 1177 and encodes 301 amino acids. Gene Ontology annotation, cellular component: membrane. The record is from RefSeq and is a predicted model, not a curated record.
GCGAUUCACGAAUAAUCAAGCUGAUUGGUUAUGUUUUUUUUUGAACUUCGGACGAUACGAAAAUAAAUUAAUGGUGUCGUAAACGAUUGCUGUUGCUACCAGUAUAAGUAAUUAAUAUUUUGCAACAAAAAGAACAUUUCAACGCGGUGUUCGAACAAUAUAAAUUACGAUGCAUCGACGAGAACGUCUACGAUAAAUCGUGUUUCGUGAAAUAUGAAAAAAGGAAUGUGAACGAGAAUAAAGAACUUAUUGCAUAAAAGACACUGGAAAUAUGUCGUCUUCGUCGGAAAAUAUCGCUUUGAAACAGCCUAUUAGGCGUUUGGAAAUUCAAAUAAAUAAUUUCAACGUCGCUAUACCACAUCAUGUUGGUUUGUUGCAACGACACAAAAGUAACAUUCAGAAAUAUCAAGCCCAACAUGACUGGGAGAAAAUGUACAAAGAACAUAUGAAUGUAUCAAGGAUCAUAAAACAGCUUAAAGAAUUAUUAUACCAGAUGGAUACUCUUAGAGCACAAGUUUUAGAUUCAGACAUUAAUCAAUUUGAUAAACUGACUGGUAAUGCUCGUUCGAGUAUCAUGAAUGCAGUAAAUGAAUAUUUAGAGUUGCAGUUGAAUUUGCCCAUUUCACCACCAGAUUUACCCAAAAGUAAAGAUCAAGCCAAAGAGCAUCCACUUGACAAUAGAUAUGUCCAGUUGCAGGAAGAACAACAAGAGUUGCAGCGUCAGCAGGCAUGUCUGCAUGCCUGGAACUCCCUACAAGGAGAUAUACAUCAUUUGCAUCAGUUGUUUGUUGAUUUUAACAAAAUUGUGGAUGAUCAAAAAGAACUAGUGAAUACUGCAGAAGAUGAUAUAGAAGAAACACAUGUAAAUGUAAUAGAGGGGGGAAAGUUCCUUGAGAAAGCUGCAAGGUACAAGGUUGCUAUGUACCCUAUAGCAGGAGCUGUGAUUGGAACUUGUAUAGGGGGACCAGUUGGUUUAAUAGCAGGAUUGAAAGUUGGUGGACUAACUGCACUAGGCUGUGGCAUUUUAGGAUUUACUGGAGCAUCUUUACUAAAGAAGAAGGAAAUAGAAAUGCAAAAAUCAAGAAGUACAAUGAAACAAAGUUUGACUGAACAGACUUCUGUACAAAAAUCAACAUCGUUGCCUGAAAAUUUAAAUGAAACUAAGAAAGAGUUGUGACCCAUGUCGAAAUGUAAUAGCAGCAUUAAGACAAAGAAAAAAAAUGUCUGCAUUAUUGUCUAACUCCAAAACAUUGAUACCAACAGUGCAAUAUAUCAUUUUUAGAAUUAAGUGUUUGAUAUAAAAUUUAAGUACGUAACUAAAAUUACCAUGGAUCUGAGGCCUAGAUAUUGCUAUAAAGAUGGCUUGUAAUUUGCUAUACAUUUUUUCAACUAAAUAACUUAUCAAAGUUUUUAAGUCAAAUGUAUACUAUGAGAAAAAAUAAUGUUAAAUAAGCAUAUAAAUAAGCGAGAAAUCCGCUGGGACCAAAGUUUAUUUUUAAGAUUGCAAAGGUCCUAGUUAACAAUUUCUCUAAGUCGUUAGAAAUAUUAGAUUUGUUGGUUAUAUGGUUGUACAAUGCAUUAACAUCUAUGAAUUAUUCUUGACAUUGAUAUUAACGAAACGAAUACGAUUGACUGAUUAGAAUUACGUUAUUGCAAGUAUGUAUUAUGUCAACGACAUAUAUGAUAUAUAUAAUUUAUCCACGAAAUGUACUUACAAUAAUGCGAAAGAAAGUUGUAUUUUAUCCUCUUGUUGAAGAUUUGUCGGAGCACUCGCGUCACGUAUUUUCGAUGCUUAUCGCGUGCCUCGCGUUUACACAAAACGUUAGAGUCAUUAAUUGUACACAAAAUUGAGAGAUUAUUAUUGCUUGUAAAUAAUUUUUGCAAAUAAAAUGUUCAACUCUA